AUGUUUUUACUCUUCCUUUCACUAAAUUUAGUGACAAAAUCUACUACAAUCACAGAACUUUAAGAGGGAGAACCUUGGAUUCCAGAAAACUGGAUUGCUGACGAUCAAUCCGUAUUCGAAACAUAACACAUUUGCGAUGAUCUUAACGGACCAUAUCUUGGUUUAAUCGACAAAAAUCUCCAUAAAUAACUAUCUGAUUUGGGUGCCCACAGUGAAAUACAGAUAUCUUUUGAUUUAUUAUACACUGGUAGAUGGGAAGGUUCGACUUACCUCAAAAUUGAUAUUGACUCUACCAACAUAUUUUCUGAAAGUGGUCUAUCUUCAAGUACCUUCAAAACAUCGAGUACAUACUGUAAGUUGAACAAAAUAAAGUAUGUAUUUAAUAUAUAUGAAGUGCCGUGCCUACCUAAUAAAAGUUAAUAACAGUUUAUUAGUCUAUGUCUCAUUCUAAAAGAAAUCCUCUAAUGGAAAUAAAAGGGUCAUUCACAUGUGAUAUCGGAGGUAUUGGUGUCUGCUAAAUGAUCUCGAUUAAGAAUUUAGUCAUAAUUCCAACAUUGUGCCAUUUCAGUUGCAAAACCUGUAGUGGGCCAAAAAUUGAUUAAUGUUUAAGUUGUCCAUAUGGUGUUUUAAAUUCUGGUAAAUGUUACUGUUAAUCGGGACUCUACCAAUAUGUUAAUAAAUGUGUGUUAACAUGUCCAAAAUACUAUAUUGGCAAUCUUGACAAUUAAUGUAUAUUAGAAUGUUCAUUAAAUUGUUAAAUUUGUGGAAAUAAUUCAUGCAAUAAAUGUGAGGAAGGAUACCUUCUACAUUUAGGUAAUUGUGUUAAGCAAUGUCCAAGCAGUAGUUAAUUCGAUGGUACAAGCAAGUGUAUUGAUUAUAAAGAGAUGAAAGAAUAUGGUAUAUUAUAUUUAUAUAAUUCAAGGGUCUGAAUAUUUGGGCAGUUAUUUUUACAGUUUAGAUAGUAACUAUUAGUAGUAGGUGAACAAGUUCGAAUUUUCGCAAUCCUCCACCUUCUCCCUAAAGACUGACUAGAAAUAUUCAAUAUAUCAAGACAAAUUGCUCUUGGGAGGACAUGGAGUUUGGAGUGAGGGCUACUUUAGUGCUACUUAUUAUGGUUUAAAUCCACAUAAUCAUCUAAGACUCUAUUUGGAGGUAUGGUUCAUAGACAAAUGGUCAAAUGAUUUAUUUUAAAUAAUUGUUGAUGGAUCAAUUGUGUAUGAAAAAAACGUCAAAAACACUGCUUCAAAUUUAUUCUAUGGCUCCUUUCCUGAUUCAAUCGAAAAAAUAGAAUUGGAUAUUGCACAUACAUCAGAUGGAGUAAAUAUUAGAUUUGUUUCAAAUAUGAUGAGGUCUUCCUUCGAAGGUAGUGUAGGAAUUACAAAUUUGCAUAUGAUAAUUGAUUAUUGUGAUUUUAAUUGUGCUUAAUGUGCCAACACUUAGUGCUCAUUAUGUGAAUUAGGGUUUUAAUUAAUAAACAAUAAAUGUGCUUAAUGUGACAUAACUUAUAAUAGGAAUUCAGAUUGCAGUUGUUUGGAAGGUUAUUACGAAGAUAACAAGGCGGAAUGUCUAAAAUGCAAAGCAGAAUGCCAGAAAUGCAUAGAUGGUCUUACAUGUAAUGAAUGUAAGACUGGAUCCCAUUUAAUUUCACUGCCUUUAUGUCAAUCUUGUGAAAAUGGGUAUUAUUAUGAUGAUGCAAUGUGCUUGAAAUGUUAAUACAACUGUAAUACAUGCUCAACUUUUAAUGUGUGUGUCUAAUGUGCUGAUGGAUUCGUUAAUCCUCCUACAUGCUAAUGUUAAGAUGGUAUUUAUUUCAUUUUUAUCUUUAACAGGGUAUUACGAAACUGCAACCCAUUUAUGUUAGAAGUGUAGUUCAUAAUGUAAGACUUGUACUUAAUAUGCCGAUAAAUGUACUUCUUGUUCCGGAAAUAGGAUUUCACUACCUGACUGUUCUUGUCCAAAUAAUUCAGUUGAGAUUGAGAAUUCUCUUUGGUGUACAAGUAAUUUAUUUUAUGUAUAAUAUUCAAGCUUGCACAAUUGCUAGUUUAAGCAUUUCAUUGAAUUAUAAUUUUACCAUCUUAAUAAUCAAUUUUAAGUGGAAUAUCAAAGAUUUGUAUACCAAUUGCAAUCAUAUUUUUAAGCCAUAAACUAUUGAAUUAUUAGGUGAAAAUCCUUUGUGUUUUAAAGAUGCAAAUAAGAUUUAAGUGAAGUUGGGACCCAAAGCAAGUCUUAAGCAAGGAGAUCUAAUAGUAUUUUAUCCAAAUAUUAUUUAAUUCGAAAAAUGCCCAAGCGUUAUUUAGGAUUUUUAUAAUAAUGAGUUGAAUAUUUUGGGAUCGGCUAAUUAGCCAAAAGAUAAGCUGCAGUUUGUUUAAAGUAAGAUUUACCUAUCUCGCUGUUAAAAAUAGAAUCUAUUACUAUCAUUUCUGAACCAGGAAAAUAUCCAGUUGUUAUAAUGGAAUCUGAUAUAGUAGAAAUAAUAGGAUCCUAAAUUGGAUAAUUUUAUGAGAUUUUUAAAUUAAUAGAUCUAAGCAAAUCCAAUAACUUAAUACUUUGAAUUUUCAGGGAAUAUAUUAGAUGAGGAGAAUGAAAUCAUAAUUGAAUUGAAAUAUUCUAGUGUGGUAAAUGAAGUAUAUUCAUCACAAUUGGUGGUUGUCCAAGAGUUUGGCAAAAUCACAACUGAAAUAGCCUUCUAAUAAACUCCAUAUUAGAUUUCCUAAGAAAUUUCAAUAUCAGUAAUUUCAUAGAAUUGUCCAAGCCCAAUAUUUUCGAAUUACGAUAGAGUCAAUUAUCUAAUUUCAAUUGAUGGCCAAUUAUAUUAACAAGAGAAUUUGGUUGGGUAAUACUACAUAUUUGCACUCAAACCACUGUCUUUAAAAAUAGGAGUGUAUAAUCUAAACAUCAAAACUCUCUAUUAAGAUAAGUUAGUGAAUGAGUAGUCAAUUAAUUUGAAAGUAGUUGAUAACAUCUAAAGAUUAGUAUUAAAAUCAACAAGCACUUCCUUUAAUUAUAGACAAUCUAUCAAUCUAUAGGCUUAUGUAACAAACAGCUAAGGAAAUGAAAGAUUCAGCUGGGAAUGUUUUGAUGUUAUUGAGAAUGAAUUAUGCAUGAGGAACAAUCAGACUUUGAAUUUAGGGUAUGAAGGAAGUAUCACUAUUCCUGGAGAUACUUUUAACCCAUUUCAGACCAUCAUUAUAUCUGUGGUGUAUAAAAGUAUGAAGGAGUAGAUACAAUUACAGAUAGUUGAAACUAAUGUACCAAAGGUUGACUUUGAAACAACUCCAGAUAUCUAUUCUGGAUUUAUCAAUUUCUAUGAUCAGAUAAACAUCAAACUGAAAUUCAUGGAUUUGAAUGUAAAUCCAGACACUUUACAAUACAUAGGAUUGUUGUAUACAAAUGAAAGAAUUAUAGCUCAAUUUAAUUUUGAUUAUUUGGAGUUGAAAUUACAAAUCUGGGAUUACUUGAAAUUAGAGGAAUUGUCAGAGAAAUUAACAUUGAAAAUCUCUAUUCACAAUCCAAAUUACUUUUAACCAUCCACCAUAAUUAUGAAUAUCUACCUCAAUUUACCUCCCAAAUAAUGCGUAGUAGGCAUCGAACCCACUUCUGGGGAAUCAUUAUUGACAGAUUUCACAAUAUCCACCAAGAAUUGUAUUGACAUUAACCAAUCCUUAUAGUAUAGAAUACUAUUGUACUAGAAUCAAUCAGAUUUAAGUUACGAUUAUUCUAUUGGAUAAUUGUAUAAAGGAGUAGUGCUGAAUCCAUAUCAAUAUGAUCCUGUUUAUAAAACUAAGUUGGUUGGUAAGGGUGAAACAUAUGUGGUUGUCUAAGUGAAGGAUACAUUGAAUGGGAUAAGUAACUAUACUCUAGUAGUGAAUGUAACAUCUACUUAGUCAGAGUAAGUUUAAUCAAUGAUGUCAACUCAGUCAGACUUGAAAUCUUCAAUUUUAUUCAUGUUGAAUUCAGAAAAUAACAAUCAAUCAACACCUCAAUUAGUUACUGAGAAAACCUUCUAGAACACUCUACAAUAAAGCCAAUGUGAUUGUGAAUACGAUGUGAAUUAAUAAUUAUUCCUGAAAAAGUUAUUGGUGCAAUAGAGUUAAUCUUUAUCUUAUGAGUAAAUUAAUUCGGAAUUGGAUAAAUCAAAAGCCAGACUUAAUGAAAUCGAAUAGUAAUUCAAACGAUAAACUAGUCUAAUGGAAAAUAGUUUCGACAGAUCCAAACAACUGUUUUCAAAUGUGUUUCUGCAUGAAGAAAUGUUAGGAUAUGCCUAAUAUAUAGCAGAGUUGUUCAACAAAAAUUAGAUAUCAAGUAAGUUUAGGAGACAACUAAUUGAAAAUUAAAAUUAAGUUAAAAUAAACAAUUAGCAAAUCAUAGAUUCACUUAAUGUAAUUACACAGAUACAAUUGAGUUAGUAGAUGAUCAACAGUAAGAAAUUAUCGAUUUAGACCAAUUGGUUUAAUAUAUCGACAUAGAGAGUCACAUCAAAGUUAUUACAAUAAGCAUUAGGGAAUGUAUUGACAUCCUAGAAAUAACAUGUAAGUGAUGAAGAGACCGAUUAUUAAUCAGAUAACAACUCAGCUCGUUUUGAGUAUAAGCUGAUCAAGUAUGCCUCUAAUCCUUAUCUUUACGAUUCAGACUUCAUGGAGAUCAACAAAAAUCAAACUAAUGCUGUACUGUAUGAUCCAAAGGUAACUUUUGAAGAAAACUAAACUCAACUCACGGAUUCAAAGACAACUUUAACUUAUGAAUUUCCGAAGCCUGAGAAUGAGAAAUUUUAUGAAUGUGUUAUGAAAAUAGAAGAUUCAUGGAGUCUGGAUGCGUGCACUACUACUUAAGAAGAAUCCAAAAUGAUCUGUGAAUGCUAGAAGAUCUCAAUAAUUACUCUAAUUGAUGCAGUGCAAUAAUUAGCUGAUCAAUUAGCUUCCUUCUUUUCAGAAGAUACAAUUAACAAAAUAAAUCAAUGUCAUUAUGAGUAGAUGCUGUUCUUGUACAUAGUAAUCUUGUUCACAAUAAUUUUCUUUUUAUCUCUCUACAAAGGACAUAAAUUGGAUUUAAAGUAACUUAAUUCUGGAUCCUUCUUAUCAGCCAAAGUUAUGCCACAAUCUUGGGAGGAAUUCCCAGAAAAGGAAAGAGCUGGCAGUAUUGAUGAGAUGGCAUAAUUGGAACAGUAGGCAGGAAGACAAUAAGGGAAGUUAAAUAAUUAACAUAGUCAUAGAAAUAGCAUCAAGAUGUAAAAUAACAAGCCCAUUUCAGAAGACAAUUAAAAUCGAUAAAUUGAUUCAGCAUGUUCUAGUAAGCGUAGUAUGGCACUCGAUUCAAAUGGUCGCUCUGGAAAGGCAAUUGAAGAAACAGAAGGGAAUCAACUUUCAGGUACUCCAAUUUUGGAUGAACAAAAGGAUCAGAAUUCCCCAAAAAGGGAGGAUUCAAUCUUCAACUCAAUUCAUAAAUCAUAAGUUAAAUUUCAUUAAGGAUUCUUCCUUUAUUUCAAAGUAGAUUUUAAUUGUAUUUUUUAGAUUAAUCAUGUUUUGAUGAGUCUCUAUUACCUUUAUAAUGAGUAGUAGUCCCGAGUCUACAGAACCAUUAUUGUUUACAUGUCGAUUAUUGGUGAGAUUUGCAUUUUGACAUUCUUUGGAGAAGUAAAUUAAUUGAAUUUAAUUUUAGAUUAUAAGUUUAAACACAAUUCUAGCAUUGUCGAUAUUGCAAUCGCUAUUUGGGUUACUUUUUUGUAAGAUAUUUUCUUUCCUUAUUCACAAUAAAGUCAAGUUCCUAAAGAUCAUUGGAUUGACAUUGAUAUUACUAGUUGUUUCGUUUUUCUACUUUAUUUUGUUGGGAAGCCUGGCUAACUAUAAGUCGAUUCAAGAGUCGCAAUAUUGGGCUUUGGCCUAUUUGACCAGCUUUGUCUUGAAUUACGUAGUCUAUUCGUUAAUGGUGCAAUUUGCCAUGUUCACUUUUCUGAACAAGUUCUACAGUUACGAGAGAGUCAAGGUAUGAGUUGGUGACUAUUUUAAUAGAAAAUUAUGAAGUAUUUACUCGACGAGAGGGUGUACCAAGAAUUAUAUGGAAAAUCAUGA
Molecule: messenger RNA, 6065 nt
Organism: Paramecium octaurelia
Lineage: Eukaryota; Ciliophora; Oligohymenophorea; Peniculida; Parameciidae
Source: the annotation of a GenBank genome assembly